Molecule: messenger RNA, 1905 nt
Organism: Oreochromis niloticus (Nile tilapia)
Lineage: Eukaryota; Metazoa; Chordata; Actinopteri; Cichliformes; Cichlidae
Gene: nkapd1
Product: NKAP domain containing 1
Exons: 6
Coding region: 181-987 (268 amino acids)
Source: RefSeq, a predicted model, not a curated record
UUUGGACAUAAUUAAAAAAAAUAAAUCACAGUAAACGUGUAGUAAUGCAGAGACUUGUAUACAGUUAAGCGAAGCCGAGGGGAGUGGAUUUUAGAACAGGUUUUGCUGUUUAAACAUUAUUCUCAUGCUAUUAGCAACGAGCUAAGCUAAUAGGGGAAAUUGAGUGCUCGAGGUAUCAUCAUGUCAAAGCAGCCGUUGGGAAAAACGCUGCUGAGGAAUGUAAUCCGACACACGGAUGCCCACAACAAGAUCCAGGAGGAAAUUGAAAUGUGGAAAAUGCGAGACUGGGAGAUCCAGACAUCCCAACGAAAAGAUUUUUCAGAUGCAGAGUUUGUGAGAGGACAUAUGCACUGCGACCGAGUGUCAGAUCAACGUAAAGACUUUAGCCGAAGCAGAGAGCGUGCCUCAGAACAUGAUGACAGAGAGGCUCGAUACUGGACUCGAAAACUGUAUGAAUUUGAGUCCAAUGAUCCUGACAGAUGGGGACAUAGUGGGUUCAAGGAGCUGUAUCCCGAGGAGUUUGAAAGUGAUGGUGAAGAAAACGGUGCCAAAAAGAAGACGAGCCAUCACAAAAUGAAAAAGUCCAAGUCUGACACAGAGGCAUGCUUAUCAAAACGGUCCAAAAAAUCCUCACGGAAGAAGAAGAAAAAAAAGAAGAAAGGUGAGGACGGAAAGCGUAAGAAAGUGGACAGCUCGAGCAGUGACUACAGCAGCGAUGACAGCGGUGCUACAAAAGACAAGCAGAAGAGAAAAAGGACUAAAAGUCGACAUAAAAACAAGAAAGCUUCAAAAGCCAGAGGAAAAGACGUGGACAUGAGCACAGAGGACAGUAAUGAUGAGAUAAAAAGGGAGAGGCUGUCACACAGUCGCAAAAAGCGAAAGCACGAUUCGCACAAAGACUCCGACUCAGGGCCAAACUCAAAAAAGAAGAAGAGGAAAAACUGGAAAGCAGCGGGUGAGGAGAGCUCGGACAGCUCUGCCGACUGAGGCGCGCUGCUAAAAACUGAUGCACAGUUCAGGUAACGAACACUGAAACUGCUGCAGAUUCCUUUGUUGUCCCUAACUGCGCUGAGGGCUUUUCACUGCAGGCAUCUUCUAAAUUGCACUUUGUUUAACAUCAACAAACCUGUGCUUACGGGUCUCUCCGUGGGCGUCCUGCGUGGCAGAAUCUCAUCACCUCUGCAGAGACUCGAAGCACACUGUACAGCAGUACAGACAGCAGGGAGCAUGAAGAAGGAUGAUAGGGUAGCAACCAUCUGUCUCAAUAGGUAUCCUGUGAGCUGCAGGCACAUUGAUUGAUCGACUUACCUCAGACUGUCUGCCUCACAUAGUGACCUUCUGUCCUCAGACGACCAGUGUUUUUAUUUUAUUUAUAAGGAAAUGCGAUUUGAAUAAUUAAUUCUGAUGGACUAUGUAUUUUAUUUUUUUCAUGUUUUGCAAUUUUUACUCUUUUUAUAAAGCAUAUUGUCAUAAAAUAAACAUCUAUUUUGCAUUUUUUAAAAUUAUAUUUAGUGUGUAAAAUGGUGUAUUAUCUGUUUUUAAAAGAACAAGAAAUGAUCAACCCAGGUUUCUCUAAAACCUUUAAUCCAUUUAAACUAACAAGUACUGCCUAUCCACUUAAAAGCUGACAUGGUUCUGACAGUACAACGCCUAAAGGUUUAUAGAUCUGGGCAGAAAAGCGUGAGGGUAUUUGUCUUCCUGUCUAACUUUUCUGGAAAUGUUCACAUUCUUUUCUUAUUAGUUACAGCAAAAACUGUAUCUGUGUGAAUGACAUUGUGGGGGGGUCAUAAAUAUGCCAUCCGGAGAGCAGUUCUAACUCAGGGUUUUAAUAACGUACACAUUGAUAGUCUUGCAUCCACGAGGGUUUAAAUGAGUUGUAACAGAUAAAUUAUUUAUAAUGCUGUG